AGAAGGAAGCAUAGACUCUUUCCAUAAAUCAGCUAUUUCUGCUGCAAACACACAUCCUGUGUGACCGUAAUUGCCAGAUAGAGGAAGGGAGAAACCUCAGAGGGUGGUUCACAAACAAGGACUCAACACCAGGAAGGAGAUCCCAUCUCAGGACCACGGAGCUCCUCAGAGCACGGAAUCUCUCCUACGAUACUGACAGACACCUUAGCAGAAACUCAACAAGAAUCAUCAGAGGGCCAGCACCAGCUACAGCAUUAUGACAUCCCAACCUGUACCCUCUGGCAUGUUCAUGAUUGUAACCCCCAACGGAAUCAGUAUCCCCCAGACGGGACAGCCUGGGCCUUCCUCCUCUGAGUCAAACAGUAACCUGAAGAAGGGUCUCAAGGAAGAAUCCAAAGCUCUGGGGACCAUCCAAAUCUUGAAUGGUGUGAUGAUUUUGAGCUUAGGGAUUAUUUUGGCUAGCAUACCCUCCUCGUCCUUCUUUGAAUCUUCCUAUUCCAAAAUCGUGAAGUCCAGCUACCCAUUCGUAGGUGGGGUGUCGUUUAUCAUUUCUGGAUCACUCUCUAUAGUGUCGGAAAAGAAAAAGACGAAAUCCUUGAGCCACAGCAGCCUGGCUGCAAACGUGAUCAGCGGCAUCGAGGCUACGGCUGGAGCCAUCUUGCUCGCCAUCAUCCUGCCUGAGAUGCAGAUGGGGACAACUGAGUGUAUUGAGCACAUUCAUAAUCAAGAAGACAACAAGAACCAGGAUGACAUUUAUAGGCACCAUUUCUCUUCUUCCAGUGACUGGGCAUGCCACAUGGCGGGCAGUGCUCUCUCUGGCACUCUGGCGGUGAUGCUGAUUCUCACUGGGCUGGAGUUAAGUGUUUCUGUGUUUGAGGCUUUCUUUGGCUGGAAGAGAAUGUCACUGGAAUAUGAUGGGAGAGUUCUCUUUCUACCGCAUGGUCGCCAUACCAAUUCCAGCUUAAAGACAGUUCUGACUGAACGUGGCUAUGAAGAACUGGGGGCUUCCAAUUAGAAGAUGGCACCUCAAAUCCUUCUGUGGGUUUUGGAGGCCACCACUACAGGAGAAGGCCAAUGCCCAAGAGAAAUGAAUUAGCGUUCUUGUAAACGUCACAUGCUGAUGGAGUGGCAGAAAAUGUUUGUUCCUUUUAAAGUAAAUUUCUCUCUUUCAUGUGGGUCA
Messenger RNA from Monodelphis domestica (gray short-tailed opossum), 1180 nucleotides. It is a transcript of the gene MS4A6A, whose product is annotated as membrane spanning 4-domains A6A. Lineage: Eukaryota; Metazoa; Chordata; Mammalia; Didelphimorphia; Didelphidae. The record is from RefSeq and is a predicted model, not a curated record. Gene Ontology annotation, cellular component: trans-Golgi network; plasma membrane. Gene Ontology annotation, biological process: cell surface receptor signaling pathway.